Lobosporangium transversale is the source of this 4570-nucleotide messenger RNA. RefSeq lists its product as hypothetical. Gene Ontology annotation, molecular function: phosphatidylinositol-3,4-bisphosphate 4-phosphatase activity. Bases 138 to 4532 code for a protein of 1464 amino acids. Gene Ontology annotation, cellular component: cytoplasm. The transcript is spliced from 3 exons. NCBI's taxonomy places the organism in Eukaryota, Fungi, Mortierellomycota, Mortierellomycetes, Mortierellales, Mortierellaceae. The record is from RefSeq and is a predicted model, not a curated record.
AGAAUUUCCUGGUCAUCGGAUUCACUCUAUUAGCACUACCUUCGUCGAGCACAAGUCCAAAGCUAAUAGCAGCAUUUCCAACCCUUGAUGGAUUAUUACCCUGGGCAGAAACAUCGGUUGCGAUAGAGCAUUUUUCUAUGGAAUUAAGUACCCAGUACACCUGUGGGCGCCAGCAACGGAGUAACCUUACUCAAUUGUCAUCCUUUACAACAAUUCUCGCGGAGGCUUUGUUGCUACCAGAAGUGGGAACUAGGAAGAGCAAGCAAAUAAUAGCGACAUUGGAUGUGGUUGUUGAGGAGGUUUUACCAGCUAUGCCUGCUUCAAAAGUGGCUGCAGAACAGCAUCGUAUCGGACCUUGUUUUUCACAGACAUAUCACGGGCACACAACACGCGGGACGAUUGUUUAUGGUCGUGAGCACCUUUAUGAAUCCCCUGUGGCGUUCACAGUUCCCCUGAAACUGCUACAGUUGUUUGCAGAGGACGAAAGGAGAGUCCUUGAUGAACUGGAGAAGGAACCAAGCGUGACAUUAGCUGAUAUGAUUCAGGCUGUACCUCUGGACCAUCGUCCCAAUCCAAUCACGCGAGGAGCAAGUUUCAUGGACUCAUUGCGUAGAGGCGCCGCGCGUACAAACCCUGUCAUAAGAGAACAGGCAUUGAAAUCGACAAGGGCUCGGCAAACUGGACUGACUGAGGAAGAUUCACAAUUUCAAAAACUACUGAGACAGCAGAUUAGCACUCAUCGAAAUAUCGAAGCUUAUUACCAAAACAUGGCUUCAAAGGUGGAACAAAAACUAAAAGAAAAUAUAGAGUCUGGUCAAGGGGCUUUCCGCAGGAGUCCUGAGAAGAAAGAGGAAGCUGUUCAAUGGAUCCCGCUGAAUUGUUGUGUUCAAGAAUUCCUUGUUUAUGACGACGGAUACCAAACAAAUUACCAGUCAACAACAGUGGGAGCGGCGGCAGCCCAUGGUGCUGGAUUUACUCGGUGGGCUAAUACGCAAACACUCGGUAAUCCACCAUCACUUGGCGCCUAUUGGAGCAAACAGGAACGCGGAAAUGAUUUAAUGCGUGACUUCAAGGCUCUAAGAGAUGUUCUUGAUAGUUGCUUAUCCGAGUUCACCUCUAUAAUGGUGACUUCCGAGGAUAUUGAUAAUGCGCGGCUGCUAGUGCUGGUGCGAGAGGCGCAGUUUCUCGUGGAUGAAAUGACUUCUUUUGGUGAAUUCCUCCUUAUAGAGUACUUGACGCCUCAGUCCACAGAAGUUAGCGCUCGCUUUGUGUGUGAGGAAAUCAGAAGCAUCAUCGAAAGAUUGAAGCAAGUUAACCUUGCUACGGAUGAGGUGCAAAAUCAAAUUCAAGAUCCGUUGCAAAAAAUAUCUCCUGAUUGGCUAUCGUGCUCAAAGCGCUCAAUUAGAGAAAUUGUGAGCUGCGCGCAAGAUCUGCACAGUUUUAUCGUCAUUGCAAUCCAGUACGAGUGCCUUAUCGCAGAUGCAACUUUAGUAGCUACACCGGAAUGGAUGAUGGUGAAGAGAACUCGCGAAUGCUGCCUUUCGCAAAUUAUUACGACGCUGACUACCUCAUUUCUGGCCCUCCUGGAGGAUUGGUGGACAAAUAUGGCUGUUGCCCUUCAGAAUCUAGAAGUGGCCGGGCGACAUCAACAGCGACAGCAUAGACCUGAAUGCCAGCGUUCCACUAGCCGCAACAUGGGCUCGAUUGGUGAGGAGGGCUCAAGCGAGGGCAACGCAACAAGUGCCUUAGGAAGGAUAGGUUCUAUUUUCGAAGAGGCGGACGCGGUGAAAAUACGCAGAGAGAACGAUAGAUCAGAUAAACAUAAAAACAAGGAUACAGAGUAUCAAUGCCCAUCCUUGCAUCCUACGAAACCAAACAAUUCUUCUCAAAGACCGCCCUUGGAAGAACAGCAUGCGACUAACUCCCGACGAAAGCCUUUAUCCCGCCAUCCAUUAGAGAAUGCGCCUCGAGCUAAAGUUCAAAAUGAUAUCUUCUGGGACCAACUAAUGAACCUGGGGUGGCUUGCUCAAAUUAGUAGCCUUUUGUCUACUCAAGGCAACGAACUUGGGAUGCUGCUAGAUUACGCACAGGCGGUUGCAGAUGCACGCGAGUGCCUCACCAUCAGCUUUCAUGCGCUACCGCUAUGCACUAGUGCGCACAGUCCUCCAACAAUAGCAAGAGCCUCAGCUGAAAUAGAUCUAGAUGAAUUUGGCGAUAGCCUUGUACAAAUCUCUGGACGGCGAGGUAAAUGGACGCUAUCUUUUGGACUGGACCCGCGUCAGUUCUCGCUCCUUCCUGACUCGCUUCAAGCUGGCACGACGAAGAUACAGGUGCUGCCAAUCCUGUUCACCCAAGGAAUUAACGAAAUGCAGACCAUCUCCAACCUGACACGAAAAUCACCUGUUCAGCGAACCAUUAAUGAGGAGAGUCUCCGUCAGAUGCAGAUUUACCUUUCACGAUACCAUGCAUGGUAUACACAGAUCCAAGUGGCAAAAAGACGCAACGAGAUGCGUUCCAUGAAGUCUAGAAAUCAUUCAUAUGGACCUUAUAGCACACCACAGAGCAAUGUUGAUCUAUCAUCGGUAUCGUUGAUGACGAAUCUCAGUUCAGAUUGGGAUAUAGUACCAUCGUCCAGAUCGGAGAUAUGGAGUGGCGAAUCUUUGGUGUCUGAGCUUGCGGAUCAUCUUGAAAAAGCAGUACUGGGUCAUUUGGAUGAAAUGAGACCUCAAUUAGGUGUAUCAUCUGACUCUUCGUUGGAUGCGGUGGGCGCACAGACGCUGAGGAUCUCACAGCGUGAUCUUUAUACCCCAUUAAGCUCUACUUCAGGGCAGAGUGUGUCCGGCUCUGCCUCAGGUAUAUUUGGAUCCAUGAUGGAAUUCGGUACAACAAAGCUUUUGAACUUCAAGGGAUCGAAAGAUACCAGCGUUUUGGAGAGCGCGGAAGCAUUAACACGCGCAUUGGGUCAAAUCAACGUAUCUCUUAGUCUUCAGUCUACACCUGCCUUACCAAACAAGAGUGAAUUUGAGAGGACCCGAGGCGAUGGCUUGCCCGCAAAGGAGAUAGAAUGCUGCGAUUGCUCUCUACAGAUAUAUGAAUUAGAUGAAGAGCUACCUUUCGCAUGUCUUUGGGUAACUAGUCACAUCGUGUCAUGCAAGAGUGCCAAAGAUAGAACUUCCAUGUCGGUUACUCUCUCACAAGCAAAUCUUUUGAGAGCAUGUCAUGACCUACAGACUGCUCUUGAGCAACAGGGAAGAGAUGACUGGAAGGCUAUUUUGGAUGCUAUGAGAAGCGAGACUGGAGUUCGGAUCAAAAACGUGGAGAGAAACCUUAAACUGGGAGAAUUUGCCCAGGGUGUGGUAUGGAUCCCUGCAGUUAAGCCACCAUUGCCUCAGCAAUUAACGCCCAUUUUUGAUUUCACCGCUGCAGCGAAUCAGGAGUCUACCUUCUCCUCUGAUGCUCUCACUCUUAUCCGUACACUACUCUCAGGUGCAGACGUGUCAGAUUCAGGAAGUCUGGCCGUGGUCGAAUCUGUGGCUAGCAUGACUGAUCCCGAAGCAACUGCCAAUUCGGUCGAUUCAUCCGAAGAAAACGCCGUUCUAGUAGAACCCAAUAUCCCUACAUAUUUGGAAGAGUCUGAUGAUCUAUCAAACCCGAUCCAACUUGUCUCUUCGACAUUGUUAGAUUAUCCUCCUCCACAAAAAUUGGUCAAGUCUUCGGGUGGUACAGCACUGGCUCCAGUUGUUACUUUUGAUACAAAACUAAACUCAGCAGAUGACAACCUUCGGAGGUCACGUCUUACUUCUCAAUCACAUGAAGCCCUCUCCACAUCGACGGAAAUUCCAGUCGCGUCCUCUUACGAACAGGAGACACCAGUGGAGGAGGAACAUUAUACCUCCUUCCCUGACCCAUUUGACGAACCUCAAUUGGCUACCCGUCUUGCACGAUCUUUGGGAUUGGACACGCUUGGACGACCAUUCACUUCUGAUACUCUAUCAGAUGAUCGACAUCAGCGGCAGACGAACGCUCAGAGUUCUUCGCCAUUGAGUCCUUCCACGUCUUCAGUUAUAUAUCGAUCUAUUCCGUCAUGGUCAUCCCAGCAAUCCAUAUAUUUCCGGCAGCAAGCAGCCUUGCCCCAAAGUCAGAUUACGCCACGCUUUUCAAAAAAUCUCUUAUCUCUUGGGCAAGGCUUAGGCUUGGUACUGAAGAUGGGAAGACCCACGCUCUCGUUAGCAAAGGAUUCUCAUGCUUUACCAAAGAAUAUUCGCGCUCGUCGUCAGAGCCAGGGGAGCGUGGACUUUGGCAGCUCACCAGAGAUGCCAAGUCCUCCAAGCUCAGGCAGUGCUUCAGCUUCAAUAACGGCGUCCGGACUGGUAGCAGAAGAGGAAUCAAGUGAGGGUAAAUCGAAUGAUAGACAUACUGUGGUGGUAAUGAACAAGAGAGGCAAGUUUGCGUUCAAUAAGGUUCAACUCAAGUUCCUUCCUGAUGCAUAUCGCCCUCCACGACGCAUGACAUCCAGUCUAUUCGCAAGUUGAAUCUCAGUUCGAAAACAUACAUGUACCAUGAUUCUCCC